This is a messenger RNA of Aspergillus steynii IBT 23096, 1789 nucleotides long. Its product is annotated as tyrosinase family protein. The transcript has 3 exons. Gene Ontology annotation, molecular function: oxidoreductase activity. NCBI's taxonomy places the organism in Eukaryota, Fungi, Ascomycota, Eurotiomycetes, Eurotiales, Aspergillaceae. The coding region runs from base 412 to 1638 and encodes 408 amino acids. The record is from RefSeq and is a predicted model, not a curated record.
GCCGAGGCUAUGGCAUCUGGACCACCGCCCCUGGCGACUUGCAGCUGGUUCGGAUUUAUCCAUCCCGACUCAAAUUAACGCUCGUCGCUUCGCCCCGACAGGAAAUCAGGGCUUUGGGCCGGUCAACCGAUACCCAGCAGUAGCGUCGACCCUCCCUGCAGCGCCGCAGCCAGUCAGAGGCCCGACCGUGCAUGUCGAGAGCAUGGCACGAUCCUUUCAAUAUAUGCUUAGCUGAAUUGAUCCGGCCGUGAUAGAUGCCUCUCGCUGUCAGGAGACCGGGUGGGUAAUUCUUUAAAUAGACACGUCUUCCCCGGCCAGAUCGAUCUCUCGGCCUGUGCAGGUUUCAGCUGUCCGUCGUUCCCGUGCAAGCUCACGUCUCUCAUUCGUGCCUCCCAGGACCUUUGGAUCAUCAUGGUGGCUUUGCAAGUUCUCAGUCUGGGGCUGCUGGCGUCGCAGGCCUGGGCCAUGCCCGCCGCAUCGCAGUCCUCUGCCACGCCCACGCUCCCCAGCAGCGCCUCGAGCUCGACCGCGGUGGCCGCCUCCCAGCUGGACCAGCUGGCCGACUUUGCCUACAAUGUCACAACGGACAGCGUCGGGGGCGGCUCGGAGAGCAAGCGUGGAGGGUGCUCCUUGCAGAACCUCCGCGUGCGACGUAACUGGCGGGCCUUCUCCAAGUCCCAGAAGAAAGACUACAUCAAUUCCGUGCUGUGCCUGCAGAAGCUGCCUGCCCGCACGCCGGCUCACCUGGCCCCCGGCGCCAAAACGCGAUACGAUGACUUUGUCGCGACGCACAUCAACCAGACGCUGGAGAUCCAUUACACGGGCACCUUCCUCGCGUGGCAUCGAUACUUUAUCUACGAGUUUGAACAGGCCCUGCGCAAUGAAUGCGGAUAUACUGGAGACUACCCCUACUGGGAUUGGGGCGCCGACGUCAACAGCAUGGAGCAGUCGCCCGUCUUUGAUGGCAGCGAGACGUCCAUGUCGGGUAACGGGGCUCCCAUCCCCAGCCAGCCCGACGUGAAGCUUUAUCUGGGCGACUAUCCGGCCAUCGACCUUCCCCCUGGCAGUGGCGGAGGCUGCAUCACGAGCGGUCCCUUCAAAGACUAUCGCCUGCACCUGGGCCCGGCUGUCCUGUCACUGCCCGGCGGAAAUACCUCGACCGUGGACAACCCGCUGACCUACAACCCGCGCUGCCUGAAGCGCUCGUUGACGACCGAGAUCCUGCAGCGGUACAACACCUAUCCGAAGAUCGUGGAUUUGAUUCUGGGCAAUGACGCCGUCUGGGACUUCCAGAUGACGAUGCAGGGCAUUCCCGGCAGCGGCUCGAUCGGCGUGCACGGCGGCGGUCACUACUCCAUGGGCGGCGAUCCCGGUCGCGACGUGUACGUGAGCCCCGGCGACGUCGCCUUCUGGCAUCACCACGGCAUGAUCGACCGAGUCUGGUGGAUCUGGCAGAAUCUGGACCUCCCGCGGCGUCGCAACGACAUCUCCGGCACCGGCACGUUUAUGAACAACCCUCCUUCGCCCAACACAACGCUGGACACCGUCAUCGACAUCGGAUAUGCCAACGGCGGCCCCAUCGCCAUGCGUGAUCUGAUGAGCACCACCGCAGGCCCGUUCUGCUAUAUCUAUCUGUAAUAUAUGGUUCAGGGGGCUGUCAGGUCUAGCGGGAUUUGACGUGCCGCAAUUACUCGUCGGCUGUCAUCGCUAAUAGAUAGUUAUAGUGUAGUAUAGAGACUUAGACUUCUGGAGUCUGACUCCUCCACAACUCUCUUCAUUAAUGCCUUCU